Molecule: messenger RNA, 1368 nt
Organism: Leguminivora glycinivorella
Lineage: Eukaryota; Metazoa; Arthropoda; Insecta; Lepidoptera; Tortricidae
Product: cysteine-rich with EGF-like domain protein 2
Exons: 1
Coding region: 118-1236 (372 amino acids)
Molecular function (GO): calcium ion binding
Source: RefSeq, a predicted model, not a curated record
AGUGUCAAGUGAAAUAAACCGGGAAGGAAAUCCAAGAGAUACGACUGAGUUUCAGACAUUAAAAUUUAUAAUCAAUUACGGAAAAGGUCUCUAGUUGUCCUGUUAAAAGCGAGAAAUAUGAAGGUAUUUGAUGUAAACAUUUUAUCACUAGUGCUGCAGUUGCUUUUCAUUCAUAAAACUAUUUGUAAAAAAAUAUCUUUGCCUGAUAUUGAUUUACAUUCUGCUGGAAAAGUCGAUGAUUGCCAAAAAUGUAGAAUAUUAACAGACUCAUUUAGCCAUUGGCUUACAAAAACAAAACGGGGUAAAUACGAAGGAGGAGACGCUGCCUGGGAAGAAGCCAAAUUAAAGUCAUACGGGCGGAGUGAGAUGAGGCUUGUGGAAAUACAGGAAGGUCUUUGCUCGGAAGUAAAAAAACAUCAAGAUCAGUGCUACUCUCUGGCAGAGGAAGCAGAACAACCUUUAGAAAAGUGGUGGUUCCAUGAGGACCCAGAUUCUGUUGAUCUGUACACAUGGUUGUGCAUUGAAACUCUUCAGCACUGCUGUCCCGAAAAUCAUUUCGGCGAAUCAUGUUCCCCAUGUCCAUUACACAAAAAUAAAAUAUGUGGCGGCAGAGGAAAAUGUGCUGGAGAAGGCACAAGAAAAGGCAAUGGCACAUGUAUCUGUGACAAACAAUUUGCAGGUGUUUUUUGUGAUGAUUGUGCUAAAAACUACUACAAAGCAAGUGAAGACUCUUGUGAACAGUGUCAUAAGGCUUGUGCAGGUUGCUCAGGGGAUGGACCAGCAGCUUGCACGGCAUGUAAGAAAGGCUGGGAGUUACAAUCGGGAACAUGUGUAGACAUUAAUGAGUGCUUAACCUCAAGCUCAUGUAAAGCUAACCAAUACUGUGUGAACCACAAAGGAUCCUACAGUUGCAAGAAGUGCCAUGACUCAUGCAAGACAUGCACGGAUGCUGGAGCCUCUCAAUGCACUUCCUGUGAAUCUAAUAGUGUGUUAUGGGAUGGCAUGUGUGUUGAUGAUCAACAAAGAAGUGACCUUUUACAAAAUGCUCUUAAAAGAUUAGCGCUGUACUGUGGGCUUCUUAUUAUAACAUAUUUUACCUAUAGAAAAUCAAGGAUGCUUGCCUCUCUGGUUAUGAUUGUAAUUGCAAUUUACAUUUAUUAUUCUGAAGGCAUUUCAAGAAUAACUUUAAUAGACUUAUUUUUUAAAUUAUAUUUAACCAAUUCACAAAGUGUAUAGUGUAAAUGUGGCUGUGUUUAUUUUUAAGUAGAACCAAACUAUAAUAAUUUCAUAUUUUAAAUAAAUCAAUUGAUGUACAGAUUUUGUAUUUUUCUCAUGCAUUAUUUAACCCAAUAUAAAUAUGGAAAAAUA